AUGACUCUGCCUCCCGUCCUUUCUUACUCGUCUGGUGUUGCCUCCAACAAGCAUCCUGCACGGGCAAUAGACGCCCAUCCCUGCAGCCGUCACGCAAAAAAACCCAAAUCCAAAAGGUCAAGGGCCUCUGCAAAUCCAAAAGCGGCCAGUCCACGCCGGCUUGAUGCCAUGCAGCAGGGGGAUGGAGUGCUUCUGCCGGAGCCAUCUCCUCCUGUUGAGUUUAGCUGGCUUGUUCCCGGCUCUGGCUCGCCUCGCAGCUGGUUAGCUUCCUCGAUCGCCAAAAGGUCCCAGUUUUCCCAUACCUACAAACACACCUCUUGCUGUCUUGCUAUAUUUCAAUUGCUUGCUUUCUUCCUUUCCUCUUCCACCCUUCUGCCCAUUCUCCCGGCCGGCUCAAGCAUGCCUACCCACCACCGACCUUCACACUCAUCCAGGCAAACCCGCCCGCUCGAUUGCUUCGCCGCCGCUCAGCUGCUUGAAAUAGAAACGGCACAAAAACACACCACAUCGAUAAUCCGCUUUUCCAGCUCGCCUAUUAUUGUCUUGUGCAACCCGUCGUGUUGUUCUCUAGCCCAUCUUGCUUGUGCGACUCACUUUGCCGGUACGCUCGCUCGCUCCUGCAUUGCCCUGCCUCCUGCCUCUUGCCUGCCUUGCCCUGCCCGUCCGUCUGCGUCACUCUCCCUGCGUCACUUGCCCUUUUUUCCCGCUCUUCAUAACCAGCCCGCAACACCUCCUGAAACCCUCGCGCCUUCUUUCACGCUUGCUUGCUUGUUUCUUUCCUCUUCUACAGAGCUCGGCCCCGCCGCACCCACACACCCUCCGCCAAACGUCGGAAUCUUCCGGCGUGUCGACGGUGAUGGCGUCCUCGACAUCAACGACCCGUGGCCCGUCAAGGACAUUGUCUACACUUCCAUAGUGGGCGCCGUCAUGCUGGCUGCUCUUCUCGAGUGGUUUCUCUGGGUUGCCGCCUUUCUCUACUGCCUGGUCAAAUGCUUCCAAAAAGCCGAAUACCUCAGCAUCAAGAUCCUCUCCGUGAUAAUGAUGAUCAUCUUCACCGCCCUCCGUUCCAUUUUCCUGCCCAUCAUGAUCGUCACUCUACCUUUGCCCUCGCAGGUCACCAAGUAUUUCCCCAGGGAAAUGGUCAGCUUCCUCCAGUGGUUUGCCUUUUGGUCCUUCGCCGGUCUUCUGACCAUCCCUUGGUUGUUCUGCGUCUAUCAACUAGUCACCCAUUCGGUUGGCCGAACCAAAAGGAUCAAGACGGUUCUCGACGAGGCUUCUGCGCCCAAGGUCGUCAUCAUUAUGCCCUGCUACAAGGAAAUCCCCGAAAUCCUUCUUCGGACUGUCGACUCGUUGGUCGAUUGCGAUUACCCUCCAUCCUGCCUCCACAUCUUCCUCUCCUUUGACGGAGACCAGGAGGAUGAGUUGUAUCUCAACACCAUUGAGAAACUCGGCGUCCCCCUGACCCUCGAUUCCUACCCCAAGUCUAUCGACGUGACAUACCGAAGCUGCCGAAUCACCGUCUCCCGCUUCCCCCACGGUGGAAAACGAAAGUGCCAGAAGAUGACUUUCAGGCUCAUCGACAAAAUCUACACCGAAUACCUGAAGCGCAACGACAACCUUUUUGUUCUCUUCAUCGACUCCGAUUGUAUCCUGGACAAGGUCUGCAUCCAGAACUUCAUGUACGAGAUGGAAUUGAAGCCCGGAAGCAAGAAGAACAUGUUGGCCAUGACUGGUGUCAUCACGUCUACAACCGAGAAGAACUCCCUCAUCACGCUUCUCCAGGAUAUGGAGUACAUCCACGGCCAGCUUUUCGAGCGCUCCGUCGAAUCUGGCUGUGGUGCUGUCACUUGUUUACCCGGUGCCCUUACUGUCCUUCGUUUCUCUGCUUUCCGCAGAAUGGCCAAAUACUACUUCGCCGACAAAGCUGAGCAGUGCGACGACUUGUUCGACUACGGCAAAUGCCAUUUGGGCGAGGAUCGUUGGUUGACCCAUUUGUUCAUGAUUGGCGCCAAAGAGCGAUACCAGAUACAAAUGAACACCGGAGCUUUCUGCAAAACCGAGGCUGUCCAAACAUACCAAUCUCUCCUGAAGCAGCGUCGCCGCUGGUUCCUGGGUUUCAUCACCAACGAAGUCUGCAUGUUGACUGACGUCCGUCUGUGGAGACGCUACCCCAUCCUCUGCGUUGUGCGAUUCAUGCAGAAUACCAUUCGUACUACGGCUUUGCUUUUCUUCAUCAUGGUUCUCGCCAUCAUCACUACCUCUCAGAAAAUUGCCAAUCUCCCGGUCGGUUUCAUCGCCAUCUCGCUCGGUCUUAAUUGGGUUCUUAUGCUUUACUUUGGCGCUAAACUCGGCCGCUACAAGAUCAUGAUGUACCCCAUCAUGUUCGUCAUCAAUCCUUUCUUCAACUGGGUCUACAUGGUUUAUGGUAUCUUCACUGCUGGACAGCGUACUUGGGGUGGUCCCCGUGCUGAUGCCGGAUCUGCCGACACCGAAACGACUCCUCAGGAAGCCAUCGAGCAGGCUGAAGCCACUGGCGACGAUCUCAAUGUCGUUCCGGAGACAUUCAAGCGAAGCAAGAGCGUCAAGCGACCUGCUGUUGUACCGCUCCAACCGUCCGAGCAUGUCGAGGGCCGCUUUGCCCCUGCCCAGCAACUUCCAGGCGGAUGGUACGAGCAAGGAAACGACUCUGGUCUCACGUUGCCCAACAUGAUGCCCAGGAAUCCCAACGUGCCCAAUGUACCCCUUCACCCCCGCUCUUCUAUGGACUCCUUUGUGUCUGGAACCUCUGCGAACAACUCCAUCUACAUGCCCCGCCGCGUCGAGAGUUUCAUGGAUCCGGAAGAUGCUCGACUUUACCACAAGACCCAGGCCAACCAGAAACCUGCUGGAGGUGCCUACUUCGAAGCCCCUCAGAUGGAUCCCAAUUCGCCUUACCAAGUCGGAGCUGGAUCAUCAAAACAGCCUUUCCACGAAUCUGUUGACUCACUGUCCGAUGAGUCCGUGAACUACAACACCGCCAAAUUGCCGCAGAGGCCACCGCACUCUCGAGGAAACAGCGAUCAGCACGUCAGUCCCUAUGCUCCCUCGACCAACUCUCCUCUCGCUACUCAAUACGGGCAAGCCGCUCCCCUUGAAGCGCCCAAGGCCGCAUACAGUCAAUCAUCGCAGCGUGACACCGCCGGCUCGAACCAACGCAUGGGGCGAUCUCCCCUCGCCCAGCACAAUGCCGUUGCCGCCGCACCUGAGCAAGGGCUAGGGUACGAGAUGCAGCAGCAGUCGCGCAGUUUGAUGCGUGAUGCCUCGCCUGUUUCGCCCAACGAAGCACCUGUCCAACCGAGCGCCCAUCAACGGAACGAGUCUCGCGACUCCCAGGGCAAGAGGCGGAAGAGGCUCACCAAGACCCAACCCGGUAGCGGUAGUGGUUGA
Periconia digitata is the source of this 3426-nucleotide messenger RNA. Lineage: Eukaryota; Fungi; Ascomycota; Dothideomycetes; Pleosporales; Periconiaceae. The record is from the annotation of a GenBank genome assembly.